Molecule: messenger RNA, 1362 nt
Organism: Scomber scombrus (Atlantic mackerel)
Lineage: Eukaryota; Metazoa; Chordata; Actinopteri; Scombriformes; Scombridae
Gene: taf8
Product: TAF8 RNA polymerase II, TATA box binding protein (TBP)-associated factor
Exons: 8
Coding region: 104-1030 (308 amino acids)
Biological process (GO): transcription initiation at RNA polymerase II promoter
Cellular component (GO): transcription factor TFIID complex
Molecular function (GO): protein heterodimerization activity
Source: RefSeq, a predicted model, not a curated record
CAAACCGUGUUUACUAUCGGCGGCUAAAUGACCGUCGGAGGAAUAUCGCUAAUGUCAGUAUAAAUCUGCAUAUCCAAACAAGUGAGAGCACAAAUAAUUACAGAUGGCGGACCCUGCAGUGGUUUCGGGCAAUUCGCUGAAUCUAGGAGGGCGCCCCAGUAGUGGUAAGGGAUCCACCAGCGCAGCGGAGAACUACCACAUGGCCCGACGCCGGACCCUGCAGGUGGUCGUGAGCGCCCUCCUGACAGAGUGCGGCUUCGACAGCGCAGAGAAGGCAGCGGUGGAAACACUCACUGAGAUGAUGCAGAGCUAUAUAACCGAAAUAGGCCGCAGUGCCAAGUCUUAUUGUGAACACACAGCCAGAAGUGUCCCAACCCUGUCGGACACAGUGGUGACACUCAUUGAAAUGGGUUUCAAUGUGGACACUCUGCCCAUGUACGCCAAGAGAUCGCAGAGGAUGGUUAUAACUGCCCCUCCAGUUACGAACGCGCCUGUGACUCCCAGAGCGCUGUCAGCCGGACAGAAACGCACACACCCGGCUCACAUCCCCAGCCACUUCCCAGAGUUCCCCGACCCUCACACCUACAUCAAAACACCUACGUUCAGAGAGCCGGUGUCAGACUACCAGGUGGUGAGAGAGAAAGCAGCGACUCAGAGGAGAGACGUGGAGCGAGCACUCACACGCUUCAUGGCCAAGACCGGAGAGACUCAGAGCCUCUUCAAAGACGACAUCACUGCCUUCCCAUUGAUCGCAGCGCGGCCGACCACCAUCCCAUAUCUCAGCGCCCUCCUGCCCUCAGAGCUGGAACUGCAGACACUGGAAGAAACGGACUCCUCUGAGCAGGACGAGCAGACAGACAACGAGAACACGGCAGGAAACAACCUCACUGAUGAUCCAGGAGCUGACAAAGAGAACUCCUUACUUCCUCCCAGCGGCGUCGUUCCCUCCACAAAAGCCAGCGAGGACAACGUGAUCGACAACCCGUACCUCCGGCCGGUCAAGAAACCCAAAGUGAGGAGGAAGAAAUGAGCCGGGACCCUCCUGAACCAACAGACUCACAUUUUGUCACAGUGGUUGGUGCUUUUGAGCAGUCCAGUCAGUGAUUUCCUCCACACACACACACACUGAGAGAGAGAGGGAGAGGGAGGAGCGGCCCGGUGCUGAAGCCCGCUGUGUGUGAGGCGUUUUUUCCUCCAUGUUGGAAUCAGCACUGCUGUUCACUUUGGCGUACUGACGGACUUCUACUGAAGAUAACUUCUUUUUUUCUUGUCAUUUUUUGUCAGCAGGCACUCACUUGUUUAAAAUGUGUGUGACGUAAUUUUGUAAGUAACAUCUUGGUGUAAUAUACAACCCACACAGGA